AUGAAACUAAACUUGAAUCUUGUGAGCGUGGCUGCUCUUGCAGCAGCCUUUGCUCCAACUGCUAUUGAAGCUCAGAAAGGGGGCAAGACUGUCAAAGCCAACCUUGGUCUCUGUUAUGCCCAAGCCGCUUGUGUUGAUUUCAAAGUGAGCAAGGCCGCCGAUGGUUCUUGUGCCGCGUCUGGUACUUGCGGGAUUGAGGUUUGCAUGGUCUUGGACACCACCACUCCUGGAUGUCCCAAGGAUGGCUCCAUCAGUCACUUGUGUGCUGCCAGUGAUGGCGAUGGUUGCGCCGCUUAUGCUCCUGAUGGUCUCACUCCUCUAACCGGAAAGGGAAGCUCUACUGAUUGUUUGAGUACCACCUUUGAUGGAAAGUGCGAACCCGAAACUCAAGGAAGUCCAACCCGUAUUGAAAUGUGUCAAACUGCCGAGCCUGGACAAACCGUCUACUGGGCUCUCAAGGACUCUGAUGUUGAAGACAUCGGAUACUAUGACUACUCUGCAAGCGCUAACUACACCUAUGCCGCUGAUGAUGGUACCGAUUGUUACUCUCCCAAGAUUGCCUGCUUUGGAAACUCUACCUUGUCCUGUGCUGACCCAAAGAACGACAUGCACUUGUCUUCUCGUGUCUGGUCUUAUGAGAUCCCUGCCAAUGAUGGUACCUCAUGUGACUUGUGCGACAAUGGUGGAACUGUACCAGCUGUGGAACCAUCUAGUCCUUCUGAACCAGCCGCUUCUCCAACCAGUCCUACUGAACCUGUCGCAACUACCAACCCUGACGGAACUUUCGUUAUCCCUGACACAGAUACGGUUGAUACUGAUCCCGGUGACGCUGAUACAGUUGGUGCUGAUGCUGAUGACUCUGGUUCCUCUGGUGGUGGUAAAACAGCCAAAGCGAACCUCGGUCUUUGUUAUGCUCAAGCUUCCUGUAUCGAAUUCACCGUCAAGAAGCACGAUUCCACAGCUUGUGCUCUCACUGGAGAUUGUGCCAUUGAAGUCUGCAUGGUCUUGGACACUACCAUGGAAGGUUGUGCCAAGGAAGGUCCCAUCAGUCACUUGUGUGCUGCUAGCGAUGGCCAAGGAUGUGCUGCUUAUGAUACCGAUGGUAUUACCCCUCUUACAGGAAAGGGGGGUUCUGAUUUGUGUGAUCUUACUGGAGAAAACGGCUCUGCCGCCUUUGAUGGAAAGUGCGAACCUUCGGAACAACAAGCAAAAAUUACCAUGUGUCAAGAAGCCGAGCCCGGACAGACUGUCUACUGGGCUCUCAAGGAUUCUCAAGUGCAAGAUACUGGAUAUUAUGACUACUCUGCCAGCUCCAACUUUACCUACCCUGCUGAAGAUGGAUCUGGUGACUGUUAUUCUCCCAAGAUUGCUUGCUUUGGUAACACUACCUUGAAGUGUGCUGAUCCUAAUGGUGACAUGCACUUGAACACUCGUGUUUGGUCUUAUGAGAUCCCAUCCAACGAUGGAAGCUCUUGUGAUUUGUGCGAUGCUCCUUCGCCAUCUGAACCAAGCUCUCCAUCCGAGCCAUCUUCGCCAACCGAACCAAGCUCUCCAACUGAGCCAUCUUCGCCAAACGAACCAAGCUCUCCCACAGAGCCAAGUUCUCCAACUGAACCAAGCUCACCAACCGAGCCUUCUUCACCAACUGAACCAAGCUCUCCAACCGAGCCUUCUUCGCCAACUGAACCAAGUUCUCCAACUGAGCCGAGUUCUCCAACUGAACCAUCGUCGCCAACUGAGCCAAGCUCUCCAACCGUGCCAUCUUCGCCAAGUUCUCCAACUGAGCCAUCUUCGCCAAGUUCUCCAACUGAGCCAUCUUCGCCAACUGAGCCAAGCUCGCCGACCGAACCAAGCUCUCCAACCGAACCAAGCUCUCCAACCGAGCCUUCUUCGCCAACUUCUCCAACCGAACCUUCUUCGCCAACUGAGCCGAGUUCUCCAACUGAACCAUCGUCGCCAACUGAACCAAGCUCUCCAACUGAGCCAUCUUCACCAACCGAACCAAGCUCUCCAACAGAACCAAGUACUCCAACCGAGCCUUCUUCGCCAACCGAACCAAGCUCUCCAACAGAACCAAGUACUCCAACUGAGCCUUCUUCGCCAACUGAGCCAAGCUCGCCGACUGAACCAAGUUCUCCAACUGAGCCAUCUUCACCAACCGAUCCAAGUUCUCCAACUGAGCCAAGUUCUCCAACCGAGCCUUCUUCGCCAACUGAGCCGAGUUCUCCAACUGAACCAUCGUCGCCAACUGAGCCAAGCUCUCCCGCAGAGCCUUCUUCGCCAACCGAACCAAGCUCUCCAACUGAGCCAUCUUCACCAACCGAUCCAAGCUCUCCAACCGAGCCUUCUUCGCCAACCGAACCAAGCUCUCCAACUGAGCCAAGCUCUCCCACAGAGCCAAGCUCUCCAACUGAACCAAGCUCACCAACCGAGCCUUCUUCACCAACUGAACCAAGCUCUCAAACUGAGCCUUCUUCGCCAACUGAGCCAAGCUCGCCAACUGAGCCUUCUUCGCCAACUGAGCCAAGCUCGCCGACUGAACCAAGCUCUCCAACUGAGCCAUCUUCACCAACCGAUCCAAGCUCUCCAACCGAGCCUUCUUCGCCAACUGAACCAAGCUCUCCAACUGAGCCAUCUUCACCAACCGAACCAAGCUCUCCAGCUGAACCAAGUUCUCCAACUGAACCAAGUUCUCCAACUGAGCCUUCUUCGCCAACUGAGCCAAGCUCUCCUUCUGAGCCAACCCUUCCAGGAUCUCCUACGGAUAUCCCUCCAUCUGAGCCAACUGAGCCAAGCUCCCCAACUGAUCCUUCUUCUUCAUCAUCCGGGGCAUUUUCUCCCACUGCACCAAUUGCACCAACUGGCCCUGCAGAACCAUCCAGUCCUACUGAACCAGCUGCCACUGAGCCUAUUGGACCUACAGAACCAUCCAGUCCUACUGAACCAGCUGCCACUCAGCCUGCUGGACCUACGGAGCCCACCCUCGGAGCUCCAACUUCUCCAAACACCGCACCUUCCCCUGGAAGCAACGGAGAUCCUCACUUCAAGACAUGGAGAAACGAACAUUUUGAAUAUCAUGGACAGUGUGAUCUGGUACUCGCCAAGGACGAUUCGUUUGCUCAUGGUCGUGGUCUCAAUGUUCAGAUUCGUACCAAGCUUGUCAGGUAUUGGAGUUAUAUCAAGAACGCUGCCAUUCGCAUUGGCGAUGACAUUCUCGAAGUGGAAGGCUCCAGUGACAACGAACGAGAAGUAUCCAAUUAUUGGAUCAACUUUGAAUACCAAGCAAAUAAGAAGAAGGCCGCCACCAUUGGUGGUUUCCCAUUGACUAUUUUCGAUGACUUGGUUCCAGUUCAUCCCAAACGCCGAUUCGAGAUUGAUUUGAGCUCCAAGUAUCCUGGACAAAAGAUUGUAAUCGCAACAUUCAAGGAGUUUGUCAAGGUUGACUUUGUCAAUUCCUCUCAAGAAGCUUUUGGCAAUACGAUCGGUAUGUUGGGAGACUACAAGACUGGAAAGACGCUUGGUCGCGAUGGAGUUACUGUAUUGGAUGAUUUCCAUGAGUUUGGAAACGAGUGGCAAGUGCUUCCCGUCGAUGACAUGUUGUUCCACAGUACCGAGCAGCCUCAGUUUCCAAGAAAGUGCGUCCUUCCAGAAGAUCCUCAAGGACAACGCCGUCGCCGCCUGGAAGAAUACUCCGUCACUGUUGAAGCUGCCGAAAAGGCAUGUUCCACUUUGACCGACGAACUCUCCCGCAAAGAUUGCGUCUACGAUAUUAUCGCCACUCAAGACAUGGACAUGGUGGGUGCCUUUUAA
Cylindrotheca closterium is the source of this 3810-nucleotide messenger RNA. The record is from the annotation of a GenBank genome assembly. NCBI's taxonomy places the organism in Eukaryota, Bacillariophyta, Bacillariophyceae, Bacillariales, Bacillariaceae.